Molecule: messenger RNA, 2675 nt
Organism: Hylaeus volcanicus
Lineage: Eukaryota; Metazoa; Arthropoda; Insecta; Hymenoptera; Colletidae
Exons: 11
Coding region: 535-2655 (706 amino acids)
Source: RefSeq, a predicted model, not a curated record
UUUGCAACUCACAAGUAGACCGAACUGUGUCUUCCUAAAAUAUAUUCGAGAAACAGACCCCAGCGCACCUAACGACCAAAUAUCGCGGACCUGGAAAAAAUAUGGAUGUCAUUAAGACGAAAAAAUAUUUGCCUGAUCCAAAACGAAUGGAACAAUGGCUAAAUUAUACGAACACAAGACAGAAUUCCUUACAGUCACAUAUGAAUUAUAUGAAGAUGUUAUGUCAUGAUAUUCAACCACAUAUCUUACAAUCUAAAAGUACUCUGGAUAUCUUGAACCAUCAUACUUCUAAAAAUGAACCUUCUGAUCAUGCUGAAAUUACAGUUUCUCAACAGAUAAAUUAUGAUAAUUCUUUAGAAGAAUUAUGCGAUACCAAAUAUCUGCCAAAUGAUGAUGGUACGAAAAAAUGUUUAGUAUUAUCUUGUUAUUUCUAAAUGGAAUUAAAAUACUUAAUAAUUUUUUGCUACAGAUGGUACUGAACAAUGUGUUUCAUGCCAUAGUCAAAAAUUAGAGAAUAUUUUACCAAAAAUUAGUAUGCAACGCAAAGAUGAUGACAAAAUUGAACUUCCUAUAAAAAACAAAUCAGAAAUUGAAUUAUCUGGUGUCACACCCAGAACUUAUAAACUAUCGCAAAAUCUGCAUAUCCAAUCGAAAUUGGUAUCACCAAUUUCUAAAGAAAACAUGGAAUAUAAAGAACAUAAUGGCAACUGGCAAUAUCCAUAUCAAGAUCAUCUAGCAAAAUAUUCUGAAAAACUAGCACAAGAUGUGGAAGAUUCAAAGAAGGCUUUUGAACAAUUAAUUUUGGACAAUCAAAAUAAAUGCUUGCUUCAAGAUCUGACUUCUGCAAGAGGCAGUAUUAAACUGCAUACCACUGGUAGCGUAAAAACUGCAACUGUAGGUAAAAGUAAAAAAGUAAAAAAUGAGAAGUUAAGCAGGAGAGGUUCCUUAUGUAAGUUAGAUGAUAUUACUGCAUUGAAGUUUAAAAAACGAAGAAGAAAAUUACAUGGUUCCAAUUCAAAAAGUACUGUAACAACAAAAGACACAAAUUUCAUAGGAAGAAAAGACACAAAAAAGCGAAAACAAAAAAAUGGUACAAGUAAUCGUCAUGUACCAAAAUCUCAUCGGAUUUCUAAUGAAGUGGUUGAAAUUUAUCACAAUACAGCAGCAAAAAGUGGUAGUGCUUCUGUUGUUCUCAGUAAACAUUCCAAAUUAGAUUCAUACAUGAACUGUAAUAGUGGAUUAGCUACAAUUAAACAGCAGACUGUACAUGUAAAACCAACAUGUGAAAAUAAUGGUAGUAAUCAACAGAAUUGUAACACAGGAGAAAACAAUGGACAAGAUAGUCCUAGGAAACAGUGUCAGUCUAGAUAUAAAGCAGAAGUAAAAAGUACAAAUACUUAUAUUCAAAAUUGCAAUUCGGAGAUUGCAUCUGCUCCUGUGCAUGCAACGGAGAAAUGCAGUUUGAAUCAGUGUCAAAAUUCAAUUAUGCAAGCAUCGUGUUGCGACCCAAUGAUUACUCAUAGUUACGAAAUGCCAACAUUGGCUUCGAAGUUGAAAAGAGUAAAUCGUUCGUAUUUCGGUAGAUUCAAUUUUCGGAACAUACCCUUCGUAGUGGGUACUUCUGUAUCCCCGAGUCACAAUUUAGGUUUAAAUAUCCAGCAAGUAUUAAGUAUAAUGAAAACAAGGCAACCCUCAGUAAAUGGAAUUACUCCCCUUCUCAUUCGUAAAGUUAGCAGAGGUAUAAGACCUGUAUCUACUCUUAUGGAACAAAUGAGCAAUCGAUUCAAUAAACUGCCUCAGAUAAAUUCUCAAAUGACCAAUACGUUCAUACAAAAAGAAAAUACGUUUACGAAUGGAUCUGAUAAUUUAUUUGAAAAUGAAAAUGUAUCUUUGCAUUACGAAAAAACUCAAUUAAGAAAUCUGAAUUUGAAUUUAAAUUCAAGUAUAAGGCAAUAUGAAAAUUUACAACAAACAGCAAUCACAGAUGACAAAACUACGUACGAAAACUUCAACAAAGAAAAGGACACUAAAUUAGAGAAGCAAUCGGGCAAUACUAAAGCAUUAAAAGUAUUCUCGUCUCAACAAAACGUAAAAACACAAAUGGAAAUUCCUGGCAUACAGUCGAAAACUUGUCAAGGGAACAACUUUAAUGUGAUCGUGUGUAACAGUCAAAUGACCAAUCAUACCGAGAGUUCAAAGGGGAUACGAGAAGUUCUUGUUAAUCUUCACGAUCAGUUUGAAGAAUUGAACACAAAAUACGAAAAAUUACAAGGAAAGUCUGAAAAGGCUAAAGAUAAAGCAUCUGAAGAAGAGAUGUUGAAUCUUGAAAAAGAGUUAACUGCAAAAGAAGAUGAGAUUAAUGCUGUUAUUAAUCUCUAUAAAGAGGUAAUGACAUUAAAACACCAAAUGAAGCAACUACAGGAGAAGAAUAGUUAUGUUUGCGUAUCAACUGAGGUUCCAUUAGGAUCCGAUAAAGCCUAUUCGUCCAUGCCAUUUACAUUAAGUAAAUCCAAUGGAACAAUUAUGCAGCAGAGAUUACAACAUAGAAGAGCAAAUAGCGUUAUUACACCAAGAGAACCUACUUCUAUUCGGCUAGCCGGUCUUUUACGACAAAUUCAAAUGUUUCAGAAACAAUUGAAAUUGACUUCAUGGUAAGGAUACAUCGGAUUUUCGAA